Molecule: messenger RNA, 561 nt
Organism: Medioppia subpectinata
Lineage: Eukaryota; Metazoa; Arthropoda; Arachnida; Sarcoptiformes; Oppiidae
Source: the annotation of a GenBank genome assembly
AUUGAGAAGGAGUGGCUGUCAUUUGGCCAUAAGUUUAGCGAUCGUUGCGGUCAUAUCCAGGGGGACAGUAAGGAAAUGGCACCCGUGUUCACACAGUUUCUGGACGCCACCUGGCAAUUGACCCAACAGUUGCCACAGCACUGGGAGUUUAAUGAACGCUACCUGUUGGCCAUCCACGACCACGUUCACAGCUGUCAAUUCGGCACUUUUAUCUCCAAUUCUGACAAAGAACGCCGCGAUCUCAGAGUGGUUGAGAGAACUUACAGUUUAUGGGCGUAUAUCAAUAGCCAUAGAGCCGAGUUUCUGAACCCCCUCUACGUCAAAGAGAACACACAAGACAUACUCGACGUUAAUGUUUCUCCGCAAACAAUCAAGUUCUGGAGAGGACUGUACAACCGGUUUGAAUUUGGUGUCCAUCCACGCCAUUCAUUGAGCGAAGUAUUAGUGGCCGCACAGAACCACAUCUCUAGUCUUGAAAAUCAUAUCCAAUAUCUCGAAGACCAAAUAACUCGAUUGUCGAGCGACACGAGUGACUCUCAGAGCUCUUGUGGCGUAUCUCCG